AUGAAUCCGCACGGUUUCCCAUCGCGUAUGACGAUUGGAAAGAUGAUCGAGUUGCUCGCCGGCAAGGCCGGUGUCGUCUCGGGCAAGUUUGGGUACGGCACAUGUUUUGGCGGUGACAAGGUCGAAGACCUCAGCAAGGUGCUCAUUUCCAAGGGCUUUAGUUAUGGUGGCAAGGACUAUGUCACCAGUGGUGUCACCGGUGAGCCACUCCAAUGCUUUAUCUUUUUCGGACCCAUCUUUUAUCAAAAACUCAAACAUAUGGUGAUGGACAAGAUGCACGCCAGAGCUCGUGGUCCCACCGUCACACUCACCAGACAGCCGACCGAAGGUAGAGCUCGUGGUGGUGGUCUCCGUCUCGGAGAAAUGGAGCGUGAUUGUUUGAUUGGUUAUGGUGCAUCGGCGCUCAUCAUGGAGCGUCUCAUGAUCAGUAGUGAUCGUUUCACAGUCUAUGCAUGCAAAGAAUGCGGGUUCCUCGGAUACGAAGGUUGGUGUCAAUAUUGUAAAUCAACACUUCAAGUUUCGACACUCCAAAUCCCCUACGCCUGUAAACUCUUAUUCCAAGAGUUACAAGCUAUGAAUAUUGUUCCAAAAUUAAAGUUGGUUGAUGCUUAA
Molecule: messenger RNA, 612 nt
Organism: Cavenderia fasciculata
Lineage: Eukaryota; Evosea; Eumycetozoa; Acytosteliales; Cavenderiaceae
Product: RNA polymerase III
Exons: 1
Coding region: 1-612 (203 amino acids)
Biological process (GO): DNA-templated transcription
Cellular component (GO): RNA polymerase III complex
Molecular function (GO): ribonucleoside binding; DNA-directed RNA polymerase activity; DNA binding
Source: RefSeq, a predicted model, not a curated record